AUUCCAAAUCCAUUUGGCUUCUGCACCUAAGCUGUUAGACCGUGACAAAAAAAAACAAAAAACAAAGAGCAGCAAACGGGACAAGAAAACGGAGAAGCCAUUUCCGGAGCAGAGCAGGCAGGCAACUGGGUCAGAAUCAGACAGGCCCGCCCCGCCCGCCACGCCGUCCCGACGGCCAUGGCCCAACCCUUCUCCUCCUCAUCCUCCUUCGCGCCUCGCCGCCCGCCUCCCCCGGCCUUCUCCCCGUCCGCCUCCACCUCGAGAACGAGCGCCUCUCAUGUUCCGGUGUGCGGACCGCGCCGCCGGGCCAUCGCGGCCACGGCGUCCCUUCACCUCGGCCCGGGGGAGGUCGCCGAGCUCGCGCGCAACAAGGUCUUGAUUGCGGCGACGAUGGCAAGCGCGAUCGGGCAGCUGUCCAAGCCCUUCACCUCGGGCAAGAAUGGGGGCACCGGCUCAGGCCUUGACCUCAAGACCGUCUUCCGCUCCGGAGGGAUGCCCUCCACCCACUCCGCGAGUGUUGUGGCAGUGGCUACUUCGCUUGGGCUAGAAAGGGGGUUUGCAGACUCUGUAUUUGGGAUGUCGGUGGUGUUUGCCGCAAUUGUAAUGUAUGAUGCUCAGGGAGUUAGAAGAGAGGUGGGCAACCAUGCAAAGGUUCUGAACAAGUUUUGGAUUCUCAGAGAGAAGGUACCUCAAGAUUCGGAGUUGGACAUGGCUUCUGAGUUUGUUUCGGUAACUGAGGAAGUGAUUUCCUCGAACCGUUCAAAUGCAAGCCCCUCCCCGAGGCGCAGUUCUAGGGCCGAAUCACCAAGGUUGAACAGGCUCCGGAGUUCAGAACCUGAUGUAACUGAUCUGACAGAAGUGAAUUCGUCUUACAUAGAGGAGGGUUACCUGUUGAGUGAAUCUGUUGGCCACACAGAGCUCCAGGUAACAGUGGGCGCCUUGUUAGGUUUUAUUGUGAGCUUAGCAGUAUAUGCGACACUGUAACAGCCAAUUUUUACAUUCAUAAUUAGUUAGACAUCUAGAUUAUUGUUACCCAGAGUUGAUUAUUCUCACGAUUAAAUCAGAAAUACCUUGGCCAUUUCAAACUCUUGUCACCAAAUUAUAUGAGCUUUUUGCCGCA
Setaria italica (foxtail millet) is the source of this 1120-nucleotide messenger RNA. RefSeq lists its product as uncharacterized. The transcript is spliced from 5 exons. The coding region runs from base 178 to 984 and encodes 268 amino acids. Lineage: Eukaryota; Viridiplantae; Streptophyta; Magnoliopsida; Poales; Poaceae. The record is from RefSeq and is a predicted model, not a curated record.